UGUGAAAAAUUUCUGAAUUUCGAUUUCGGAAUUUGCAAUAAGCGAGGUUUAGAUCGGUGGGUCUGUGAUUAUGGUGCUAAUUCUCGAGAAAGAUUGCAAUAAUGGGCAAAAAAAAAGUUCGGAGAGAAGUAAAAGGUGGAAGCUUUUGUAUUUGUGUCGUCCCCACGAUUUCAUCUGCGCAAGAUUAAGAACUGAAGGGGAUGCGACAAAGCCAUUUAAAGAUUUUAGCAGAAUUCUAUCACUAUCAAUGAGUUCUUUUUCCGACAAAUGUGACAGCUAAUUUGUCCUAGUCAUAGAUACGCCCGAAGAUUACGCCAUGGUUGUUUUCAAGAAGUUGAUGCAGGGUUCUUUAUUAGAAAUUAGACAUUUUGAGACAUCUCGAUGGCAUGUGGAUGGAUGAAGAGAGGUCAACAUAUAGUGUGGGAGUCUACAAGUGUUAACAUCAGAUAACUUGAUCUUGAAUUGGUUGAUUUCAAUGUUGAGGACUCAGGAAGAAGAUUUUGUCAUCUUUACUUAUUCGGAAGAGUUAAGACCUGAGGCAAAUAAUGGAGGAAGUGAAACUGACCAAGCCAUGAAAACAACUAGAGGAUUUCUUCUCAGGAAGUCUCUAGUGAUGUCACCGUUCAUGUUGGAGAAGCUUCGUUUUCACUGCACAAGUUUCCACUCUUGUCAAAAUGUGGGUUUAUCAAGAAACUUAUGUCGGGAUCAAACAAAGAUUCAGAUUCCUCCGUUAUAAAAAUCCUGGAUAUCCCCGGAGGCUCUGAAGCAUUCGAGCUAGCGGCUAAGUUCUGCUAUGGCAUUAACUUUGAUAUGAGCACAGAGAACAUUGCCAUGCUGCGAUGUGCAGCAGAGUAUCUAGAGAUGACAGACGAACACUCUGUGGAAAAUCUCGUUGUAAGAGCUGAAGCUUACUUGAACGAAGUAGCUCUCAAGAGCUUAUCGAGUUCAAUCACAGUCUUGCAUAAAUCAGAGGAAUUGUUGCCCACUGCUGAAAGAGUGAAACUCGUGAGCCGUUGCAUUGAUGCGAUUGCUUAUAUGACCUGUCAAGAGAGCCACUUUUGCAGUCCUUCUUCAAGUAAUAGUGGUAACAAUGAGGUUGUGGUCCAGCAACAGAGCAAGCAGCCUGUGGUUGAUUGGUGGGCUGAAGACUUAACGGUUCUUAGGAUUGAUUCGUUUCAACGUGUACUGAUCGCAAUGAUGGCUAGAGGGUUUAAGCAGUAUGGACUUGGUCCAGUGCUUAUGCUGUAUGCUCAGAAAUCUCUUCGAGGGUUGGAGAUUUUCGGGAAAGGAAUGAAGAAGAUCGAACCAAAACAAGAACACGAGAAAAGAGUGAUUCUUGAAACAAUCGUAAGCCUUCUCCCUCGAGAGAAAAACGCAAUGUCCGUUAGCUUUCUCUCGAUGCUUCUACGUGCAGCGAUAUACCUUGAAACAACGGUUGCUUGUAGACUUGACUUGGAAAAGAGAAUGGGAUUACAAUUAGGACAAGCAGUGCUCGACGAUCUCUUGAUUCCUUCUUAUUCAUUCACUGGAGAUCACUCUUUGUUUGAUACAGACACUGUUCAACGCAUUCUCAUGAAUUAUCUCGAGUUUGAAGUUGAAGGAGUCCGCAUAAGCAACAAUGGUGUUGAUCUUGCUGGUGAUAUGGAACGUGUUGGUAAAUUGUUGGAGAAUUAUAUGGCUGAAAUUGCUUCUGAUAGAAAUGUGAGCUUGCAGAAAUUCAUCGGUUUAGCUGAACUUAUUCCUGAACAGUCUAGGGUUACUGAAGAUGGCAUGUAUCGAGCCGUCGACAUCUACCUUAAGGCGCACCCGAAUAUGAGUGAUGUAGAGAGGAAGAAAGUGUGCAGCUUAAUGGAUUGUCAAAAACUAUCGCGAGAAGCCUGCGCUCAUGCAGCUCAGAAUGAUCGUCUCCCCGUUCAGACCAUUGUUCAAGUCCUUUACUACGAACAACAACGUCUACGAGGAGAAGUCACUAACGACUCAGAUUCUCCAGCCCCACCUCCACCAGCAGCAGCUGUCCUUCCUCCCAAACUCAGCUCCUACAACGACGAACUCUCCAAGCUUAAACGCGAAAACCAGGACUUGAAGUUGGAACUUCUCAAAAUGAAAAUGAAGCUUAAAGAGUUUGAGAAAGAGAGUGACAAGAAAUCAUCUUCAUCAACCAUCAGCACCAAUCCAAAUUCACCAAUCUCAACUGCUUCCAUGGAUAAGCCUCCAUUGCCAAGAAAGUCAUUCAUAAACUCUGUUUCAAGAAAACUCGGAAAGCUAAACCCUUUUGGCAUCACGCCAUACAGCGGUAGAGGCAGAACCAAACCACCCAAAGAUCGGAGACACUCUAUUUCUUGAAAACCAUAUAAUAUACACACAUAUAUGUUUAAUUUUUUGUUGGGACUUCUAAAUUCUGAUUCAAGGAUUUAUUUUUUUCCUACUUGUCAGCAUUUGAUAUUUUUGUGUGUGUUUUGAUGUUUUUUUGUACAUAAAGCUGGUAAUGUUUUUUUCAAGAAAUA
Camelina sativa (false flax) is the source of this 2504-nucleotide messenger RNA. The record is from RefSeq and is a predicted model, not a curated record. Lineage: Eukaryota; Viridiplantae; Streptophyta; Magnoliopsida; Brassicales; Brassicaceae.